AUGGAUUUCAUGCUCAGGUGUAACGACCUGAAGUGUCGGACACAGCUGCGCGAUCGCGCUGUCGUCACUACAUGCAGCCAUGUCUUCUGUACACAGUGCGCAGACACGACUGGAUUGUCCAGAUCGCAGAAUGAUCACAGGAUCUGUCCGGCAUGCAAUGCGCCGCUGCAGAACCCUGACGAUGUCGUUGUUGCUGGUCUCAAUCCGUCAGAAGACUACAAAACGAGCGUACUGAGCGGCCUCAGUCCGACCAUCAUCAUGGAGUGUGCAAGUCGUAGUUUGGCCUUUCACAGCUACCAGACAUCUCAAGAGAUCAUCUACCAAGAGCACUUGGCGAGAGGAUUGACCGAAAAAUACAAUGUUCUCAGUCAGCAGAUGGACCAGCUCAUUCAUGAUGCAAACUCCCAGAUCAAGGUGCUACAGGAAAAGGUGCGAGCUCAGCAAGUAGACCAAGAUGCUCUUGAGACGAAGAACAACGAUCUUAGUACCGCGUACAGGGAUAAGGCAAGAGAAAUUGCACGCGUUAAACAAAUGUGUAAUGCCAUGAGGCAACAAGAGAUGGCAUCUCAUGUUGCUGUGGCAGCAGGUGAUCAGGCAGAGCUGACGAUUCAAACCGCUCAAGGCAACCGGUCCAUCGAUCGUAUGCCAGGCGUCAGGACUGGUACAGGAGCUUACAGUCAGCCGGGUGUUGUUCAGCAGUUUGGUGGGGCCAAGAUACACAACAGAGCAGGCAGUGGCAGCUCUGGUAGUGUUGGUGUUGGCCCUACUCCUACAUAUGCUCCGCGCUUGCAAGGGCGUGGCCUGGGUGUUCAAGUCCAUAGCGGUCAACCUGCAUCUAUCGGAACGCCACGACAAAACCGCCUACCAAUAAUUGGCGGAACACGUCAAGGUCCCAUACUCCAUACGAAUAUUGGACCGCCAUACCAAGCCUCACCCAUGAUGCAGCAGCAGCAGCCAGGAGGACAGGCUAGGAUGUCACAGGGCUUUGGAAACUCCAUGCUUGGUGCAACGAGACUCUCGAGAAAAGUUGGUGGUCCUCUGCAACGAUAA
This is a messenger RNA of Ascochyta rabiei, 1050 nucleotides long. RefSeq lists its product as uncharacterized. The transcript is spliced from 4 exons. Bases 1 to 1050 code for a protein of 349 amino acids. NCBI's taxonomy places the organism in Eukaryota, Fungi, Ascomycota, Dothideomycetes, Pleosporales, Didymellaceae. The record is from RefSeq and is a predicted model, not a curated record. Gene Ontology annotation, molecular function: ubiquitin protein ligase activity. Gene Ontology annotation, cellular component: synaptonemal complex. Gene Ontology annotation, biological process: reciprocal meiotic recombination.